Soboliphyme baturini is the source of this 1097-nucleotide messenger RNA. Lineage: Eukaryota; Metazoa; Nematoda; Enoplea; Dioctophymatida; Soboliphymatidae. The record is from the annotation of a GenBank genome assembly.
AUGAAACUUCGAGUUGGGACUGUCCUGCAGUUACUCGUUGUUGCAACUCGAGCUGCUUUCGUUCAGUACACCGUAGUGGAAGAGGAGGUGUGGAAUGGCUUGUUAGGAGAACCCGAUGUGAUCUGCAAAACCGACCAAAUCCUGCUGCAGUUUCUCACCGUACGCCCAUUCCAUGGACGAAUCUAUGUUCGUGGUCAUGCGGGCUCUAUUCCAUGCCAGAAGGACUUCUUCGACUCGAAGGAAAACACCAAUCCGAUGUUCGUCGUGCCACUCGACAAAUGCAGUACCAAGCGAAUGAGAACGGCGAACUCUACGGGCCUCACGUUCAGCAACACAGUAGUGAUCGGCUUCCAUCCAGUCUUCGUCACGAAACCUGACAAAGUGUAUAACGUGAGCUGCGUUUACCAGGAGUUUGAGCGAACUCUGAAGAACCAGAUGGACGUCAGUACUGUGACGCCGGAAACGAAACAAGAAAUCGCAGAAGUACCCGAGUGCAAAUACUCUCUUCGUUUGGGCAGCCUCACCGGGGUCGAGGUAGAAUUUGCCAAAGUGGGCGACCGCAUUUUUCAUGUCUGGGAAUGUAACAAAGGUAAAUCAGACCUUUUCAUGAUGCAAUUCAUGUGGUAUGCAGAGAAUGAAUUUUCAGACCAUUACAGAAUACUGGUGAAGAACUGCCGUGUGGAAGAUGGACAAAGCGAAAUAUUUGAAGUUAUCGAUGGAAUGGGGUGCUCUGCCGACGUUUCGUUGCUAACAGACGUAUCCUAUGUCCCCGGAAAAGCGUUGGCUUACGCUGAAUGCAGCGCGUUUAAAUUCGCUGACUUUUCCAGCAUGAAAUUUCAGUGCCGACUGGACAUCUGUCUGACUCCGCAAGACUCGUGUUACUUUACAUCGCCCCCUGUCUGCCACAGAACAAAGCGCAGCAUAACAAAAAGUUGGGUGACAGUGAAGAACAACGCGGAGAACCAGUCUGUCGCUGUCAACACACUGACCUUGCGGCGGGCGUUGAAAAUAAAGGAUCCAAGGCCGAAAGAAAUCGGUAAAAGUUCUCUCAUUGAUACAACUUUGCACUUUAAAAGUUUACCGAUGAAAUAUUAAAA